CGCCCCGCUCCUCCGGCGCCCGAGCCGUGUGCGCGUCGCUGCGGCCAUGAGCGGCUGGAGCUGCUACAUCGACAGCCUGAUGGCGGACAACACCUGCCAGGACGCGGCCAUCGUGGGCUACAAGGACGCGCCCUCCGUCUGGGCCGCCGCCCCGGGCANGGGCGAAUCGGAGCCCCAGCCGGCGGAAGUGAGCGUGCUGGUGGGGAAGGACCGCAGCAACCUCUUCGUGAACGGGCUGACGCUGGGCGGGCAGAAGUGCUCCGUCAUCCGGGACAGCCUGCACAUGGACGGGGAGAGCACCAUGGACCUGCGGACAAAGAGCACCGGCGGGGCCCCCACCUACAACAUCACCGCCGCCAUGACCAACAAGACAAUCGUGCUCGUCAUGGGCAAGGAGGGCGUCCACGGCGGCUGCAUCAACAAGAAAUGUUACGAGAUGGCCAACCACUUGCGACGGUCGCAGUAUUGACCCGCCUGCUGGUCCCAUCUGUGGUACUACUGAUGGAACGGUGUGAGGAUGUCCAAGACGGCAGCGACCGCCCGGGGCGCCCGGCCUGGCCGCUGCGGGACCAACCCCGGCACACGAUCGCCGCUUAUUCCAACUUUUCCUGCUCACGGCCUCUCCUUCCUCCGCUUCUCCUGUUUUUUUCUAAUGUCCCCACUCUGCCCCGAACCCCCCCUUCUGCCCUCGAUUUCUUUUUUGCCAUUUUUUUCUACCACAAAUCCUUAUUGCUGCCAAAUUUUCUGGUUGUUACAAGGUGUAGCUUUUUUGACGAAGAAAACUAUAUUG
Messenger RNA from Protobothrops mucrosquamatus (brown spotted pit viper), 790 nucleotides. RefSeq names its product profilin 1 (gene PFN1). The record is from RefSeq and is a predicted model, not a curated record. The transcript has 3 exons. Gene Ontology annotation, biological process: positive regulation of actin filament bundle assembly; regulation of actin filament polymerization; actin cytoskeleton organization. The coding region runs from base 47 to 469 and encodes 140 amino acids. Gene Ontology annotation, molecular function: actin binding. Gene Ontology annotation, cellular component: cytoplasm. NCBI's taxonomy places the organism in Eukaryota, Metazoa, Chordata, Lepidosauria, Squamata, Viperidae.